CCUGUACACUGUGGUUACAACUACGUCACAACUUGUCACUAACCUUUUUAUCAUAUGAUAUGUAAUCAGCAAAAUUUUGCGAAAAAUUGAUUAUUAUUUAGAAUGCCAAGCAAAAAUAUAAGCGAAUUAUACCUACUGAAGAGAUACCCGCAGAAUACAGUUGGUUUAUUUACCUUUAUCUUAUAUCUUCCCUUUGGCAUUCUCCUGCUGUUACUAAGAGGAAUACUUGGUAUUCAAGUGUUCGUCUUCGGCUUCCUACUACCAGAUGUACCUGUCAUUCAAAAAUUACUAUGCAAACUAUUUUGCGCGACGUUGGGAAUUGUUAUACAUAGCGAAAAUCCGGCUGAAAGGAAAAACGUAGCGGUGUAUGUUACGAAUUUCGUGUCGCCCUUCGACCAUCUGGUGAUACAUUCUCAAACUGGCUCAGUUAUGUCAGGUAAAGAUGUGUUCAAUACUCUCCUCUCGACCUCGUUCGGUUUACGUCAUUUCGGCUCGCAGUCCGUCGAGUUUCCCAUUUUUAAGAAAAACAUAGCGAAAACGAUAGAGAGCGGCACGCCGGUCCACUUUCAACCCGAACUGAAACAGACUAAUGGUAAAGCUGUGCUGAAAUUUACCACGUGGCCGUUCCAACUUUGCAAACGAAUCCAGCCCGUCUGUAUUGAAGUGAGCCGACCGUUUUUAGAUAUUAAGAUUUCCACGUUUGAUAGUGUGUAUUGGACCGAUACGUUGAUGUAUUUAUUUUCACCGUAUACAAGUUAUAAGCUACGGUUUUUACCUGUAGUCGAUCAAAUGGAUUUCAGUGAAACGAAAUUUGCGGAUAAGGUUCGUGAGGAUAUCGCACAUGCGUUACAGGUUGAAUUAUCAGAAUAUUCUGCAACCGAUUUAAUGCACUGGGAAAAAAGACUUAUGGAAGACGUAGUUCGUAGAGAAAUGGAAGCAAGACAACGACCGACCUCAAGCUCACUUUCAAGCGGACAUCCGACCAUUCACUUAAUGGUCGCCCAAGUUCGGGAGGUGCUGCCCAUGGUUCCGUACAACGUAAUCUAUACUGAUUUAUUGAAAACGCGAAACGUGGAUCAGACGAUUUCGAACAUUUUCGAGGGGAACGUGGAGUACACGCCCGAACCGGCACAGCCGAGCACGAGUCAAGAGCAACGACAUCAUCAGACUGAACAGAGUAGAACACCGGCGGCGCCGUCUUUCGGAAAGAGUCCGCAGGAGCGUAUGGUGCCAUUCCAAGAACGAAAAAGGCAACUUCUCGAGACUGCUAGGAAACGAUAUAUACAGAAGCACAACAUUACAAAUUGCGAGAUACAGAAAUAGUUUUUAAUUCUCUACUUCAUUAGUUACAUUCUAAGAUUCAAUUUUGCUUUUUAAUUUUUGUUAAUGUACUUAGUAUAAUUAUUCUAGAAGGGAAGUAUAUAAUUCUUUUGUUCAUGACGGUGCCUAAUUUGUAAAUUUUGCAAAUAAAAUUUUCCUUCUCAAUCUUAA
Molecule: messenger RNA, 1491 nt
Organism: Photinus pyralis (common eastern firefly)
Lineage: Eukaryota; Metazoa; Arthropoda; Insecta; Coleoptera; Lampyridae
Product: ancient ubiquitous protein 1-like
Exons: 5
Coding region: 103-1323 (406 amino acids)
Cellular component (GO): membrane
Molecular function (GO): ubiquitin binding
Source: RefSeq, a predicted model, not a curated record